AUGCGGCCCUUCGCCAGAGCGGCACUCUGCCUAUUGGCAGCAGCUGGACAUCUUGCCCAGGCCCAAUUCCCUCCCAGGCCGGAGGGAGUCACCGUUCUGGAAUCGAAGUUUGGCGGCGGUGCUCGCAUCAGCUACAAGGAGCCUGGUCUCUGCGAGACGACAGAGGGAGUCAAGUCCUAUGCUGGAUAUGUCCACCUACCCCCAGGCACGCUCAAGGACCUCGGUGUGGAGCAGGACUAUCCCAUCAACACUUUCUUCUGGUUCUUUGAAGCAAGGAAGGAUCCUGAAAAUGCGCCCUUGUCCAUCUGGAUGAACGGUGGCCCAGGGAGCUCGUCGAUGUUUGGGAUGAUGACAGAGAACGGGCCCUGCUUCGUCAACCCAGACUCCAACUCGACCCGGCUCAACCCUCAUUCAUGGAAUAAUGAAGUUAAUAUGCUCUAUCUGGACCAGCCAGUGCAAGUCGGCCUGUCUUACGACACCCUCGCUAAUUUCACCAGAAACCUGGUCACCGACGAGAUCACCAAGCUGGAACCCGGAGACCCAAUUCCUGAGCAGAAUGCUACGUUCCUGGUGGGCACUUAUGCCAGCCGCAAUAUGGACACCACGGCCAAGGGAACCCGCAAUGCUGCCAUUGCUCUCUGGCACUUCGCACAGGUAUGGUUCCAGGAGUUCCCAGGCUACCAUCCCCGAGACUCUAGGAUCAGCAUCGCUACUGAAUCUUACGGUGGUCGCUACGGCCCAGCCUUUACAGCCUUCUUCGAGGAACAGAACCAGAAGAUAAAGGAUGGUACGUGGAAUGGGAGCGAAGGCAACAGGCAUGUGCUACACCUCGACACUCUCAUGAUCGUCAAUGGCUGCAUCGACCGACUGGUCCAGUGGCCAGCAUACCCGCAGAUGGCGUAUAACAACACAUACAGCAUCGAAGCUGUCAACGCUAGCAUCCAUGAAGGAAUGUUGGAUGCUCUCUACCGAGAAGGUGGUUGCCGUGACAAGAUCAACCAUUGUCGCUCUAUCUCUGCCGUCUCCGACCCGGAAAACAUUGGUAUCAAUGCAAUGGUCAAUGAUGUCUGCAAAGAUGCAGAGACCUUCUGCUCUACCGAAGUGCGCGACCCAUACCAGGAAUUCUCGGGCCGAAACUACUACGACAUCGGACAGCUUGAUCCGAGCCCGUUCCCAGCGCCUUUCUACAUGGCAUGGUUAAAUCAGCCACAUGUGCAAGCAGCGCUUGGUGUGCCACUCAACUGGACCCAGUCGAAUGAUGUCGUGACCACCGCGUUCCGUGCCAUUGGCGACUACCCACGGCCGGGCUGGCUGGAGGAUCUGGCGUACCUACUUGAGAACGGCAUCAAGGUCUCGCUCGUCUACGGCGACCGGGAUUAUGCCUGCAAUUGGUUUGGUGGCGAACUGUCAAGUCUGGCGAUUAACUACACUGAUACACAGAACUUCCACAAUGCUGGAUAUGCUGGAAUUCAGGUCAACAGCAGCUAUAUUGGUGGCCAGGUGAGGCAGUACGGCAAUCUCUCGUUCUCCCGUGUCUACGAAGCCGGUCAUGAGGUACCAAGCUACCAGCCUGAGACCGCCCUGCAGAUUUUCCACCGUGCGCUGUUCAACAAGGACAUUGCCACAGGCACCAUCGAUACAUCCUCCCGCAGAGAGGACGGUAAGUUCUACGGCUCCUCGGGCCCUUCGGACUCGUUUGUGUUUAAGAACGAGCCACCACCGCAGCAUGUGCACUUCUGCCACAUUCUUGAUACCAGUACCUGCACAAAGGAGCAAAUUGAGUCUGUCGAGAAUGGUACCGCCGUCGUUCGAAGCUGGAUCGUGGUUGAUUCCAACUCAACCUCCUUAUUCCCCGAGGUGGUGGGCUCGGCUGAGCCCACUCCUAUGCCUGGAGCUGCGUUAGUUUCUGGUAGGAUCAAGUUUCAUGUUCAUGUUAUCAAGUCUUUCGACUACUACAUCUUUAUAUAA
Microsporum canis CBS 113480 is the source of this 1968-nucleotide messenger RNA. Its product is annotated as carboxypeptidase S1. Lineage: Eukaryota; Fungi; Ascomycota; Eurotiomycetes; Onygenales; Arthrodermataceae. Gene Ontology annotation, cellular component: fungal-type vacuole. Bases 1 to 1968 code for a protein of 655 amino acids. Gene Ontology annotation, molecular function: serine-type carboxypeptidase activity. The transcript has 4 exons. The record is from RefSeq and is a predicted model, not a curated record. Gene Ontology annotation, biological process: proteolysis.